AUUUUGCCUACUCAAAUGGGAAAUGUUGAAAAAACAAAAGGGUACAACUCAUAUUGCACAAGGUACGAUUUCUACCCCAUCACUUCUCCAAAGCCUUUGCCUCUAUUUAUACCUCAUAUUGGAAUUCAUGUCUUCACUACUCAUCUAACAAUGUCGGAUUGCGAAGGAAAGAGUUCAUGGCCGGAGCUGGUGGGGGCGACCGGAGGCGCGGCGGCGAAGAAGAUUGAGAAAGAGAAUCCACGUGUCGAUGCGAUUGUGUUACUGGACGGAACUCCGACGACUAGGGAUUUCCGAUGCGACCGUGUGUGGGUGUGGGUGAACUCUAGUGGGGUCGUUAUUCGAACUCCUAAAAUUGGCUAAGUUCGCCGGUGCCCCCUACACUAUUCAUAAUUAAUAAAACUCGUCCCUCUUAUGUCAAAUUUAUGGCUUUGUUACUAUUUAAGAGCUACGUUGAUGUUUUGAGGGAAAAAUAAGGUGAAUCGUACGAAUGCAUUAAUAAAUAAAAUGUGCAAGAUAUGUGUUUAAUAUAUCGACUUAUGAAUUACUUUCGUUUAUUUUUCAUAGUA
Molecule: messenger RNA, 566 nt
Organism: Lactuca sativa (garden lettuce)
Lineage: Eukaryota; Viridiplantae; Streptophyta; Magnoliopsida; Asterales; Asteraceae
Source: RefSeq, a predicted model, not a curated record